Molecule: messenger RNA, 1128 nt
Organism: Cyclopterus lumpus (lumpfish)
Lineage: Eukaryota; Metazoa; Chordata; Actinopteri; Perciformes; Cyclopteridae
Exons: 5
Coding region: 55-942 (295 amino acids)
Molecular function (GO): POU domain binding; DNA binding
Source: RefSeq, a predicted model, not a curated record
UGUGUGUGUGUGUGUGUGUGUGUGUGUGUGUGUGUCAGACUGCUCUGCAGCAUCAUGGACACAGAAUACUCCAAGAGGGUGUACCAGGGCGUCCGGGUCAAGCACACGGUCAAGGACCUGCUGGCGGAGAAGAGGUCCCGGCAGACCAGCGGGCCCAGAUACAACGGAGGAUCGCCCACUCCGCCUUCCUUUGUCCAGAUGUCAGGCUCUCACAUGCUGCCCAGCUACUACGGCAUGAGGCGCCCCUUCAUCUCCGACUCAGACUUCUGCCCGUCCACCAAGCAGUUCUCCCCUGACGGCUACUCGCCCUCGCUGGCCGGUAAACCUCUGGGCUGCGAGCCGUCUUCCAUGACCAGCUACUCCUCCUUCAUCGACAGCUACUACCCGGAGACCUUCGGAGAUUAUCGGAGCGCCGCCGCCUUCUCCAGCUCCGGAGGAUCCUUCCUGCCAUCGUCGGCCCUCUCGUCCUUACUGCCUCCCUACGGAGGAGAGCCCUCGCACUUAUUCCUGAGAGACUCGUGGGAGCAGUCGGUUCCGGAGCCGGUGUCCCAGGUGGAGGCUCUGUGUCCGGACAGCAUGGCCUCCGUCAGCGCCCCGCCCUCCAUGCCCAGCCCGGAACCCCCGGGGAGCCCGUCCCAUUACCGCUCCCCGAGCCGGAGCUCCUCCAUGGGCCCCGGCAGCCAGCCUUACACCCUGCACCCCCUGGAGGAAGCCCACUACCACGCUCUGACCACCAGCGGCUCCUACCCGGGCCCCUCCGCCUCCUUCCCCUGCCCGUCCUACAUGGGCACCCCCAUCAGCGACCUGGUGACCAAGAUGGGGACGGAGGAGGCGUCCGACGGCAACGUCGGCCCCGCCCCCGGCGGCGAGGUUCACGCCUCCUGGGCCAAGGAGGACGGGGUGAGCUCCUGGUCGCCCUACGAGAUCAGGAGGACCUACUGACCGGAGCACACAGACAGUGAACAAUGAACUCGACGAGCCUCGGACAGACUUGAGCUGGACCUGACGGGAGAUUCCUUUGUUUUCAUCCUUAUACGUUGAAUGUUUUCACUCAUGUAUUUAAGUUGGUAAAAUAGUGUCAGGUCGUCUCUUUCAUGAUUUCAUGAACUGUUUAGUCGCUCAACUAAU